Biomphalaria glabrata is the source of this 1561-nucleotide messenger RNA. RefSeq lists its product as uncharacterized. NCBI's taxonomy places the organism in Eukaryota, Metazoa, Mollusca, Gastropoda, Planorbidae. The record is from RefSeq and is a predicted model, not a curated record. Bases 71 to 655 code for a protein of 194 amino acids. The transcript is spliced from 4 exons.
UGUCAGUGGGCUAGAUCUUAGAGUCAAUUUUUUUCCAGUGAAACUUUUUAGAGCUGGGUCAGUAAAAAAAAUGGCUUACCAGGUGCUUAUACAUCUGGUAGCCCUUUUGAUAUUUGUCCUUGGUACAGAGGGCUGGAGAUGUGCAAAGUAUGAGAAUUACUUCAGCCAGCAGCCAGACUAUAUUGAUUGUCUGUGGGAUUGUUGUGGAAACUCAUUUAACAGACAUUGUUGCGCUCCCAUUGGCAUCAUUGUUGGAUGUUGUAUAGUUGGUGCCGUUGUGGUAGCGUUCCUGACAGUCUUGAUGAUCUGCUGGUGGCAGAGGAGACGCUCAAGGAGAAACCAUGGGCCGAAACUCUUUCACAAUCAGCGACAUUCUCACUACCCAGUGGCUCCUAGCUCAGUCACACGUCCAGCUCCAGUGCCUUACAGUGGUCCACCUCAGUCUCAACAAUACAGGCAAGGUCCACCUAAAGAGAAGAUCCCUAUUGAUGACCCUCAGGUUUUUGAUGGUCCUCCACCGAAUGAAGGUUAUAGGCCACCUCCUCAGAAUUAUGGUCCUCGUCCAGUGAUUCCUCCAGGAGGCUACAGACCUCCACCUACUCGAGGCAACAAACCCCCUCCUUCUGAUGAUGAAUAUUCCGACAGUAUGAUUUAAAAUCAUCUGCUGUAAAUAGACACUUGUAAGACUGCUAUCUCUAGACACAGAAGUUGUGUGAAUGCUUUGGUUGGUAUGGAAUGCAUGCUGUUUAGACUUGUUACUGUCAAUUAUAUACACAAACAUUUCUUAGAAAUUUAUGAUAAAAAUUAAAUUUGAUCUGUUUUAAUUUGUUGGAAGUAUUCAGCAAUUUCUGAAGGCAGGUAAUAUGUAAUUAUACACAAUUGAUAUGUAACUAAAUAGCAGCUUUUGAAUCGAGUGUAUUUUAUAAUAAGAAUAUUUAGUAAGUUUUGAAUUGAGUGUAUUUUAUAAUUAGAAUCUUACUUGCGACAUUCCAGUUGUCUGUACAUUUUCUUUCCUAUCUACAUUCCGCUGGUGUUACUUUUUUCAACAGUUCAUUGUACAUAGUUCACUCUUCAUGUUGUCACAAUUUGCAUCAUAUACCAGCAAAAGGUCACGCAUUAAAACUUUUGUUUAAAGGAAUGAAAAUAAGGUAAGGUAAAAUGAGUACAUUUAUAUUCUCAAUAUUUUAUUUUUGACGUCAUACUAGAGUUAAGGUUGUGAGCUUGUUGACCCAAUCUAAGUUAGAGUGCAUUCCCUUGUUCGAUACAUUCCCGGCGAUGUUCAUCUCAGUGAUGCAAGUUGUACAUUUAUUUUUAUUUUUUCUGUUUACUGUCAAACUUUUACACAGUCACCAAAGUGUGACUAUAAAUAAGACUGUACUAAAAGGCUUUUGCAAGUACCAGGUUGUGUGUCCUUUUAUUGAUUGUACUAAUCUACUUUCUUGUAAGUACUAUCAGGUUGUUUAACAAUUGGCUAAUAUAAAGUUGUAUAUUUUGUUUUUGUACCAUAUAUCAAUGUAUGUACACAUUGGACCAAAUAAACUUUCUAAUUUUUUUUUCCUCA